AUGAUUGAUGCCCAUAUGACUUCCAACGAAUUUUAUCACGCCAUCAAACACACUGCUCGUAGGAGAUCGCCGGGUCCGAUGGCUUGCCGGCUGAAAAAUUACCAACUUUUCCCCCGCCAGCACUUGACAAAGUUCUUUUACACUGAGGUUUUUAAGGCGAAUUUUCGGCAUUGGGUUCGUACCCUUUUCAAGAGAACAAUGGUGCAGAUUGUGAUUAACAACUCUCGGUCGGACUUUUUUGUUUGGGAGCUGGGGUUUGGCAAGGUGAUCCUCCCUCUUUCUCCUGGUCUUUUUGUGCUCUUCGUAGAACCGCUAUUGUGUUAUAUUCGCGCAGUUAAUGACGGUUUUGCUAUCAAACUUCGGGACGUCACACCAUCUGCUUAG
Messenger RNA from Peronospora farinosa, 384 nucleotides. Lineage: Eukaryota; Oomycota; Peronosporomycetes; Peronosporales; Peronosporaceae. The record is from the annotation of a GenBank genome assembly.